AUGGAAUUCGUCGGCCACAUCCAAGCGAAUAAUGUGGAACAAUACUUUGCAGACGGCCGUGACCUUUUUCAAAUGUCAGUCCGACAGGCAAUUUUAGCGCAAAUCAUUGCUCACUGCAAGGGCGGGUCGCAAUUCGCAGCUGAGGACUUCUCAGCACUUUCGCAUCUAUCUAUCUAUCUAUCUAUCUACUUUGCGCAUCAAAAUUGCAUUUGGAAAUCCUCUUUUUCUGAUGGAGUUAAUUUUGUAAAUAAAAAGAAAUUCUAUCUAUCUAUCUAUCUAUCUAUCUAUCUAUCUAUCUAUCUAUCUAUCUAUCUAUCUAUCUAUUGUGCUAGCCGCUCUUCUUUGCCACUCUUUCUCCUUUAUUUUCUUUAUCUAAACGUUUCUCUUCUCUUUCGAAAGAUUUUCUCAAAUUUUCUCAUUUUCUCGCUUUCUUUCCAAAAAGAAAGAAAGCGAGAAAAUGAGGAUAGAAGAGAAGGCGAAAAAGAAAAGAUAAAAAUCUUUUCUUUUUCGUCUUCUCGCCUCAUUUUCUCCCUUUCUUUCUUUUUGAGGAAUUAUCUUAUCCCUUUCCUUCUCUAUCUGGUUCUCCCUCUCAUUAUUCCUAUCCUCUUCCUUCUUUAUUUCUCUCCCCAUUAUUCUUACCCUUUUUUCUUCUUCUCUCGCUUAUUAGUCUCAUCCCUUUCCUUCUCUAUCUGUUUCUCUCCCUCAUUAUUCCUAUUCUUUUCCUUUAUUUUUCUCUCUCUCUCUCAUUAUCCUUUUUUCUCUGUUUCUCUCCCUCAUUAUCCUUUUCUUCCACUACCAUAUAUCUAUCUAUCUAUCUAUCUAUCUAUCUAUCUAUAUCUAUCUAUCUAUCUAUCUAUAUGGACUAAGAAAUUCAAUAAGAUAGCACUCUUUUUAUUCCUUUCUUUUUUUUUUCUACUUUUUCCUUGCUUACUGCCGUCUCAUUUCUUUUUUCUUUUUUCUGUUUCUUCUCUUUUUUUUUCUUGCUUACCGUCAGCCCCAUCUUGA
This is a messenger RNA of Acanthosepion pharaonis, 1005 nucleotides long. The record is from the annotation of a GenBank genome assembly. Lineage: Eukaryota; Metazoa; Mollusca; Cephalopoda; Sepiida; Sepiidae.